AUGGCCAUUGACUUACAGCAGAAAGGAACCGUCGGCUGCUGCUACUACGUAGCGCGGGACGAGAAGCUCUACUUUAUGGAGGACAUGAAGCUCGGAGGAAUUGCAGCCAUUGAUGCUCUGAGGGUCUACAUUGACCCGACGGUCGUUCUCGUCUCGACUAAGAUAGACGACGCUGUCAUCGAGGCUCUUGAAAAUCUGGCAGAAGAUCGAUUCUCACUUCCGUUUCUUCUGGAAGUUCGGCCACCUGGCGAAUUUUCUUUCGAUACAGCCGUGGGUAAACUCGCUACUUUGAGAUACGAAGACGUUGGUGCAUCACAGAUGAACUUCGUCGUACCUGGAGAUCUCAAUUUGCUCAGAGAUGAAAGCUUAGAGAACGCACCUGGGCAGCAAGGACGACUCCUUCGUCUCGCUGGGCUAGUCGACAUGGAGAGUCGGCUAACGGUCGGUUGUGCUGGCGCACUGCUGUCCUACUUACAACGAAGGCGCGCUUCUGCCUAUCUUCCGGGAGAUCAUGCAGCGUACGAGAUGUUCCGUAUCUCUUCACUAGAGAUGUUCAGUGUCAAGGACACUAUGUUCAUCAAUUCUGACACCCUUCAUUCACUUCAGAUCAUGGAAGACGAGUCGCAUCCCAAUUCGCACAACCAAGGCCCAACAAAAGCAUCCUCAGGAUGUAAAGAAGGCUUAUCAAUAUUCGGCCUGUUCCAUCAUUUAGCGCGCACGCCACAAGGAAAGCACCUGCUGCGGCAGUCGUUCCUCCGCCCCAGCUUGAACCUGGACGCCAUUCAUGAGCGCCUUGAUACUAUCCAUACUUUCCUCCGCCCUGAAAAUUCGGCCCCUUUCGAUGCGAUAGUGAACAGCCUGAAAUCUACUGGCAACAUGCGUACAACCCUGAUCAGCCUAAGGAAAGGGACCAUUGCUGGAGCUGGAAAGAACGGCAAGAGUACUUCGAGCAGUCUCUGGGUGAGCAUCCGACGGUUUGCGUUUCACGCGCUCAAGAUCAAGGAGUCAUUCCAGGAAAUAAUCGGCGGCGACCGUCUAGCUAUCAGAACUAGAAUACUUGAAAAGUUCGACGGAUAUCAUCUGGCGCAGGUCGGCAGAAAAAUCAGUGACACGAUUGAUUUCGAUAAGUCUGCCGAGGAACUUCGCAGUGUCGUACUGGAAGGCGUUGAUGAGGAACUCGACAACAUGAAGCGCACCUUCGCUGGACUAGACGAUCUACUGGGAACCGUUGCACGUAGUCUAUCAGAGAAGCUACCAGCAACAUUUCAAGGCUCACUCAAUGUUCUCUACUUUCCUCAAAUUGGGUUUCUUAUCACGGUGCCUCUCGAUCGUACGACAGGCGAAGCUGUGUAUGAUGGCAGCUUUGACAAUCCUUGGGAGCGUAUGUUCUCAACCGAAGAUCAAGUCUACUUCAAGAAUAGUCAAAUGCGAGAGAUGGAUGGCCACUUCGGUGAUCUAUAUGGAAUCAUCUCGGAUCGCGAGAUUGAGAUCAGUCAUGAGCUAUCACAAUACGUGCUUGAAUACGAAGAAUUACUCACGGCUGCUUCAGACGUUUGUGGUGAGCUAGACAGCAUUCUCGCACUGGCACAAGGGGCCCGACUGUACAAACUCUGUCGACCGAGAGUCUCUCACGACAAUACAAUCCGAAUAAAAGGCGGCCGGCACAUACUCCAAGAGCUUAAUGUCUCUUCUUUUGUACCUAAUGACACUAUGCUGGUUGGGGGUGCCAACUUCGACCCAGGAAACGAAAGCAACAUCCCAGAUAGCUCAUCUGUUCACCACACUGACACUCACAAAACCGGACCAAGUAUGCUCAUUCUCACUGGUCCAAACUAUUCCGGGAAGAGCGUCUACCUGAAGCAGGUCGCUUUGAUUGUGUACAUGGCACACAUCGGCAGCUACGUACCGGCAGAAAGCGCGAGGAUAGGUCUCACGGACAGAAUAUUAUCUCGCGUUACAACUCGGGAGACCGUGUCCCGAACACAGAGCGCUUUCAUGAUUGAUCUUCAGCAGAUUUCCCAAGCAUUGAGCCUAGCUACACCGAGGAGCCUGCUAAUCAUUGACGAGUUCGGAAAAGGAACAGAUUCGAGUGAUGGCGCGGGGUUGGCUUGUGCUGUAUUCAGUUACCUCAUUGGCCUGGGUCACGAUAGCCCGAAAGUUAUUGGCGCAACUCAUUUCCAUGAGAUAUUUGAGAAUGGACUGCUCAAAGCAAGCCCCUCGCUCGCGCUCGGCCAUAUGCAGGUGCAGAUCGACGAACAAGCCUCCGAGCUCGAUGACCAGAUUACGUAUCUCUAUAAUCUCUGUGAAGGCCGUAGUAACUCAAGCUUCGGCACUUGCUGCGCAGCCAUGAAUGGGGUUCCAAAGGAAAUCAUACAGCGUGCAGAUGAAUUUAUAGUGCUAGCCCUGAAGGGCAAGGAUCUCAUUGCUUCCUGUUCAGUAACGCCGCAGUCAGAGGCACAAGAGCUCGAAGAGGCGGAACAGAUCGCACGCGAAUUCUUGGAGGCGGACAUUUUCACAGAACCUAAAAGGGCACUGAGCGACAUACUUACCAUAUUUGGCACAGCGGAGUCACGGUCUUUGAGUCAAAAGUAA
Molecule: messenger RNA, 2592 nt
Organism: Didymosphaeria variabile
Lineage: Eukaryota; Fungi; Ascomycota; Dothideomycetes; Pleosporales; Didymosphaeriaceae
Exons: 8
Coding region: 1-2592 (863 amino acids)
Biological process (GO): chiasma assembly; mismatch repair
Cellular component (GO): nucleus
Molecular function (GO): ATP binding; mismatched DNA binding; ATP-dependent DNA damage sensor activity
Source: RefSeq, a predicted model, not a curated record